UCAGCAACACUGAUUCUAAUGCUCGCUUUCUUCCAGGACUGAUCGCAUUGCAGACCCAUCCCACUCUCUCUCUCUCUUUCUCUCUCUCUCUCUCGCUCUCUCUCUCUCUCUCUAUCUUACACUCUGUUUCCCCGUGUCUCUCUCUUCCUUGUACUUGUACAAGCGUGUAGAGCUGGAAAGGAGGAAAAAGACCCUCGCUCUCUUUCUCUCACUCUCUUGCUCUUGCUCUCUCUUUCGCUUUCUCUCUAUCUUUGUGUCCUGCGGUGGGAUAAGCUGUGAGAGGAUGAGCCCCUGAUCCAGCGCUGGACCCGAGUGACCUGACAGCUCAAACUAAUCUUAUCCAGACAAGGCGAAGUUCUGUGAGCUGAAAUCCAGUUUCGGGAAGCAGUGGAGAACAUCCAGUCUUCACAGUGAAACAUUUCUGAUCUGGUUGAUCAGACACCGUUACUUGCUACGUUCAGAGUGGGCCUUCUCUCCUCAGAGUCAGAGAGCUGUGUGGCAGCAGUGAGUGUUCAUCACCGUUCAGCCACAGGCAGCUGUACAUGGAGACCCCCAGCUGGGCAGAAUCGAAACCAGGAAACGGGUUGUGUAAAACCGGAAACAUUGCUCUCUUUGGAAACGUAGUGUACAGUGGGUUGCUGAACGAUCACUUCUGGCAUUUCGGGGUUCCCCUUGUCACAAGACUGGGUAACCAGGAGGCACCAGCCCCUCCAGAGGCCAUGGCACAGCCGUAUGCCCCGGCGCAAUACCCCCCUCCCCCACCUCAGAAUGGGCUACCUGGCGAGUAUGCCCACCCCGGGCAGGAGUACACAGGGCCAAACCCGGUGCCUGAGCAUGCAGCUGCCCUCACCAUCUAUACAACUACACAGACACACAGUGAUCCAACCGGUACUGAGAACAACACGUCCUCCCUCACAGCACCCAGCAACGUACCAGCAGAUGAUGUGGUGCAGACAGAGGGCUCCCAGCAGCUCCAGCUCCAGCCCUCAGACUCUUCGGAGAAACAGCAGCCCAAGCGGUUACAUGUCUCCAACAUUCCAUUCCGCUUCCGUGACCCGGACCUCCGGCAAAUGUUCGGGCAAUUUGGGAAAAUUUUAGAUGUGGAAAUUAUUUUUAACGAGCGGGGCUCUAAGGGCUUUGGUUUUGUAACUUUUGAAACAAGUGCAGAUGCAGACCGUGCCAGGGAGAAACUAAAUGGUACAAUCGUAGAGGGACGCAAAAUUGAGGUAAAUAAUGCAACAGCACGAGUAAUGACAAACAAAAAAGUGGCUAACCCCUACACAAAUGGCUGGAAGCUGAACCCAGUAGUGGGAGCUGUCUAUGGUCCUGAAUUUUAUGCAGUCACAGGCUUCCCAUACCCUACUACAGGGGCAACAGUGGCAUAUAGAGGUGCCCACUUGAGAGGCCGGGGUCGUGCAGUCUACAACACGUUCCGUGCUGCGCCUCCACCUCCUCCCAUCCCUGCUUACGGAGCUGUGGUUUACCAAGAUGGCUUCUAUGGUGCUGAGAUCUAUGGUGGCUAUGCGGCAUACAGGUAUGCCCAACCAGCCGCAGCAGCUGCAGCAGCUUACAGUGACAGCUAUGGCAGAGUCUAUGCAACAGCAGACCCUUAUCACCACACGAUUGGACCUGCAGCCACAUACAGUGUGGGCACUAUGUAAAUAAAAGAGAAAAAGAGGGAUCAUAGAAGAGGCGGACAUCGGCUAAAUAGUGGACGACAAGAAGGAUUAAGGUGGCGAUACAAAACAAAACAUAUAAAAAUACAAAAACACAUAAAAAGAAGGAUCCCUUCAACCAAGGCUGUGAGUUGGAGGCAUCAUAUCUUGAUGGAGACAUGAAUGACAGCCAAGCUGUGAAGCGGAGGAAGAAUUAGCCUUCACCUGUGACAGCCUGGCUGGGUGGAGGACGAGACAAGAGCUCAUCAUAAAAACUUUUUUUAUUUUUCUAAACUUUUUUAAGUUUGUGAUCUCAAAAAGAGUAAAAGAUGAGUGUAUAUAUAUAAAUAUAUAUAAAUCUAUAUAGCGAUAUAUGUAUGUAUAAAUAUGUUAGAAAAUGUUACAAAAAACUCAGCAGAGGUAAACGAUGCAUGAAUGCAGCGCUGUUGGAGAGGGGGGUUGAGGGGACAUGGUUGUUUCCUCACCCCCUCCUCCUUUUGCAGACUAGCUUAUCCUGCCCUUAAGACUGGUUGGAGGGAAAAGGGUAAGACAAGUGGGCUGCAACCUCUUUAGACACAAGUCUGGCAGCCUGGCUUCGUCUAGGGCUCCAGUGUGUGGUAGGCCUGAGUCUUCCAUCACUGACCUUCUGCUAUGGGUCAGAAGUGACAGCUAAUGCCUCGGUGGACAAAGGCUAAGUUCCUGUUGAACAGCAUUACAUCCCAGAGAGAAAGGUCAAGGGCCUUUAGUCAUUGAUGUAGGCCUGAAAAAGAAGCUUUUAUUCACUCCUUCGCCCUCCAUUUCUCCUAAAUGUCAGUAUCGUUGGCUUAAAGCAGUUUUAUAAACUUGACAUGAAUUUGAAAAGAAAUCAUUUUUAAUUUGAAUUUUGCAAAUAUAGAUCCACUGUACUGUAAUUAUGUUUCAUGCCAAUGUCAAGAGAUGAUACUUUUAAAAGACUUUAAAGUUUGUUAAGAUCUUGUAAUAUUAUAAUUUAAAUAGGAGAGGCAGGUCGAGUCAAGAAACUGUAAAUAUACCACCAAAAGCCUGUCCAUGAAGAAAAAAAAAAAGAGUGCAAGAGAUGUCUUUGAGGUCGUUCCCAUGCAGCGUGUGAUAAAUUGUCAUUAUGAAUACUUUAAUGGUUAUGGUUAAGUGUGGCAAUAGCCAAAGCUACACGACCAUCUAAUGACCAUCUCCAUUCCUAAAUGAGAAGAUAGAGUUCAUACAGGCAUUCAUGCUGUCUGACAACCCUCUGUUUUCAGUAGCACAAUGUGUAAAGGCCCAGUGAAGAAAAAUGGGCGCACUGAGACAUACAAGGCUGUGUGUGUGUGUGUGUGUGUGUGUGUGUGUGUGUGUGUGUGUGUGUGUGUGUGUGUGUGUGAUAUAGUGUGUCGGCCUGGAAUGGUCACAGUGGAGUAAGUGGGAAAUGGAAAAGUGGAAAGGGGCUUCACUGAUUCGUGGCCCCAAUGCUACCAAAAAGCAUUACAUUGUAGUGUUGUUGUGGAGGUGGCCAUGUUGUGUAGUAAACCACUUUUGUACAUGGUGUCAGGGGGCUACAAAUUAAGACAAUUGGAGCUGUCUGCUUUGUAUUGUCACAGGAGUUUGGCCAUCCAUCUUGAAAAUAGGCUCUUGCCUGCUAUAAUGUGGGAAACAAAGUGAGAUGGGCGGUAGUUUUAGUCAAAGGGUUGCAAGCGAAAUUUUACUAAAGUCUGUUACCUUUCUACUUCUACUGAGCUCCACUUUAGUGAUAUCCAUAUAUAGUUAAACAUUGUACUAAUAACAUGCUGCUGAGCAUGGUUCAAAUGUCAAUUGUAGCCAUUUACUAAUGUUGUAUUAUUGUAUUACAAGUAUGGAGAAAAAAAAACAUUUCUAUAUGAAUAUAUCUAUUUGUGACUUUGCGACCCUUCAAACAAUGAUUUUAUUUCUUGUUUUCAAUGGUGGUUCAGGUUUUGCACUGUUAGUGUACUGAGAGAUUUUUACCUUGGUGGCAUUUCUCUGUCUGUCUGAUUCUUUGUUUCAGCUAUUGAAUGUACUUCAAACUCUUGAACUUUUUAGGUAUAUGUCCUUAUUUUUUAAGUAGUACUUUGUAAAUGUAUGUACAUGGUCUAGCUAGUCUCUGUUCUGGUACUGGACCUGAGUUCUAAUGGAGAUGUCUGUGUUGACUACUGUUAUAUGAUUAAAAAAAAAUAAUAAUAAUAAUAACGGAGCACUCCAGGACAGUGUGAUCAGUCAGAAUUGGUUCACUAAUGUGCUUCAAGAAAAGGAACAAUGUGCUGAGGUUAAUAAGAAAACAGUCAAAUGUUUUUGUUGAUGCAAAAUGUGAAAACUUACUUACAUGCAAAAGCUUCCUGUUAUGAUGUAUUACUCUAUAUGUGAAAUUAAAACAUGAAAAUGUUUUUUUUAUGUGACAUGCAAAUCAGACAUGCUGAUUUUCCCGGAUUUUGGUUCAGACAAAGAAUGGUACAUUUAUUAGUGUGUAGGUAAGCCUCUUCUCCAGAUGCCAUUUCCAAGCUUUGCAAAAUCAUGAGCUUCCUUGGACUCAGGUGUUAUGUCAAGACAGAACUUACACGUUCCACACCAUGAAAAUAUAACUCCUCUUCGCUGCAUUUUUGCUUUCAGAACAAUACUUUAUUUUCUAUCAAGCUGGCAACUCGUAUCUCAGUGAUUGUAAUACAUUAAAGGUAACUAUACACUGGGCAAUGGAGGCACUUGUUCGCCUGUUAGAGGAGAGUUAUGGAGCAUCAGCAUGUAUCAGCAGUGGCGGAUGGGAGCUAACCGUCAAGACAAGCUGUUUCAGGGACAUUAAAUCCGACUGGACGAUUCUGUACUGAAAGAGACUGUAACUGAACAAAGUAACAAAAGAUGUCAAUUUCACAGAGAUCCAAGACCUCUGGAUUUAUUUCUUUGCUUUUGUCUGUAUGACAUAUAUCUUGUUUACAUGUCCUGGUUUUAGACCGCUGUAAGGUGUGUAUCAGCCCUUGCACUGUAUCUCUUGGCUUGUUGUCUUCACCCUGUGCUCUUGCUCCUUCCUUGAAGUCUGAAGACAUGUCCACCUAAGCACCAAAGUCAGCUCACCCUGUCUUCCUUAACCCAAAGCCAAAAGGCAAUGCAAACUCUAGUGUGCUCAUACUCCUCCCUUUAGCUUAAGCUGAAAUGAAACUUGUGCUUUUCUAACAUUCUCUUCAUCCAAAAUUUGUCUUCCUACCAGGCCCAAGCGCAGUUAUGCAGACAACUUUGUCAAACUCAGAUUGAUGAAGGAAACCAAUCUUUAUAAACACAAACCUAAAUCUAGUUCAGCAGUCACACACCCUCUCCACAAUCUGCAGCCAUGUGUGUCUUCACCAGUUCCCUAAGCACAAAGGUUUGAAUGGGGUGUGAGAAGGCCAUCUCAGUGAAAGAGUAUCCAUGAAUCCAUCCCUUCCAUUCAUCUGUCAGUCCAUCCUGUGUCUAUGUGCUUCCAGCCCCUUUAUUUUCUACAAAUGUACAAAUUCUCCUUCUACUGUCAGCUCAAUACAAAAUGUGUUAUAUUUAAAAAAAAAAAAAAAAAAAAAACAGUGUUCUUAUUGUGCUACACUGGCUCAAUGUAACAACAAAGCUAUUUUUAAUAUUUUCAGGUUAUUUUCUUCAUAAAUAUUUUGCAGUUGUUCCAAAUAAGUACAAGUUUAGAAAAAUAAGCAGAAAAAUCAAUAUUGAAAAUGAAAAGACUGUUCAGGUCUAACUUUGCAUUUGAGUUGUUCUCUUUCUGUAUGCUUCCAAUGUGCUUCAG
This is a messenger RNA of Tachysurus vachellii, 5415 nucleotides long. It is a transcript of the gene rbfox3a, whose product is annotated as RNA binding fox-1 homolog 3a. The transcript is spliced from 16 exons. Gene Ontology annotation, cellular component: nucleus; cytoplasm. Bases 543 to 1661 code for a protein of 372 amino acids. Lineage: Eukaryota; Metazoa; Chordata; Actinopteri; Siluriformes; Bagridae. The record is from RefSeq and is a predicted model, not a curated record. Gene Ontology annotation, molecular function: mRNA binding. Gene Ontology annotation, biological process: regulation of alternative mRNA splicing, via spliceosome; nervous system development.